AUGUGGUUUUCAGUUGAAUCGCUGAGUUCAGCUCUAACCUUGGAAUUAGCCAUCGAGGCGGCAACUUACAAAACACCCCUCAAGUCCGGGAAGGAAAACUUCGGCUUGAAUUUCCGGAUCUCCAACCUGCCCUUCUCGCCACAGCUGCAGGACCCCAGGUCACACGUGUACCAAGUGAACAAGGAGAAGAUCGAGAAAGAGCUCGAUGUGUUCAGGACCAGCCACCUGAAGGAGCACUUCGCCGGCUGUACCGUGGAGAGUUUUGGGCCUGUCCAUGGGAAAGGAUACACAGAUGUCUUCUCCAUCUGCAAGUUCACCCUGGAUCCCCUGUCAGGGACUUUACAAAAGCAAGAGGUGUUUGAGGAGCUGAAACAACUGACCCAGGGGUUCACCAAGCUGGGCCCCAGCUACGAGCUGGAGGAGCAGAGCCUGGUUGUUGAAGGUUAUUCUCCACUCAAGACAGAUGAACCGGAGCCCGAAAGAUCUGAGCUUCAGUUCUGGGCCAUCAUCCUCAUCUGCAUUUUCACCCUGCUUGGCUUCAUCCUCCUCCUCUUCUUAUGCUUCCUGGUCAUCUCUUGCCUGAGGAGAAAGUCCCACCUGUACCAGGUCCAGCAAGGCUUGUACGGGUUGUACUUCCCACACCUGAGCACAGGAAAAGUGCAUUGACAGAUGAAGUCGGGUCCUCACAGACCUGUUUGUCCACUGAUGAAGGAAAGAUAUUUAUAA
Molecule: messenger RNA, 726 nt
Organism: Myiozetetes cayanensis
Lineage: Eukaryota; Metazoa; Chordata; Aves; Passeriformes; Tyrannidae
Gene: MUC16
Product: mucin 16, cell surface associated
Exons: 7
Coding region: 1-666 (221 amino acids)
Source: RefSeq, a predicted model, not a curated record